AUGUCAGAUAAUGAUCGAUUACCUGCUGUUGACGAUAUUGUAUUAUCAGGCCGAAAUAAAGCUUACAAACUAAUAUCUGUUAUUGGUGAAGGAGGUUAUGGGAGUGUUUUUUUGGCAAGAUGUGAGAAUGACGAAAAAUCGGUGGCGUUAAAAGCCGAAAAAUUCAGCAAAACAGUAUUAAGAAUUGAAGUUGCUGUAUUGCAAAUAGCGAAUCAACGACAUUGUAAGCAUAUCUGCAAGAUGUAUGAUUAUGGUCAUGUGAAACAGGAAUUUAUGUUUAUUGUAAUGUCACUUCUUGGACCUGAUCUAAAUAAACUACGUAAUCGUCAGUCUAACAAACGUUUUACACUACGAACUUCAACUCGAAUAGCAAUACAAACAUUAAAUGCUAUCGAAGAAUUACAUCAAUGUGGUUUUCUUUCUCGUGAUAUUAAACCUAGCAAUUUUGCAAUUGGCAGUAAAGAUAAUCAUCAACAGCAUCAUUGUAUUUUCAUAUUUGAUUUUGGCCUCGCAAAACGUUACCUUAAUCGAAAUUUAGAAGUAUUACCAUCACGUGGUGAAGUGGGUUGGCGUGGUACAACACGAUAUGGUUCAUUAAAUGCUCAUCAUCGACAAGAUUUAUCACGACGUGAUGAUCUGGAAUCGUGGUUAUAUAUGAUGGUUGAACUUACGAAAGGAUCGCUUCCAUGGCAUUUGAUUACUGAUCGUUUGCUCGUAGAAAAAGCUAAAGAAGAUGCCCGUACAGUAACAAAAGAUGCAUUUUUCAACAAUUGUCCAUUACAAUAUGAUCAAAUAUUGCAAAUUAUUGAUAAAUUAGAAUUUGAUGAAACUCCGCCAUAUGCUAAUUUUUAUAAUAUUCUAAAUGAAAUAACAGAUGAAGAUGGUAUUGUAUUAGCGAUGCGAGAUGAUUGGGAUGAUAGCAUAUCAUCAGUAUCAUUUACUUCUAAUCCGAUUAGUUUUGAUCAUAGUCAAUCAAACAGUCAUAAGGCUGAAAAUAUUGGACAAGACUAUCCAUCACGUGAUCAUUUACCAGUUCAAUAG
Molecule: messenger RNA, 1041 nt
Organism: Cercopithifilaria johnstoni
Lineage: Eukaryota; Metazoa; Nematoda; Chromadorea; Rhabditida; Onchocercidae
Source: the annotation of a GenBank genome assembly